This is a messenger RNA of Limulus polyphemus (Atlantic horseshoe crab), 2655 nucleotides long. It is a transcript of the gene IFT43, whose product is annotated as intraflagellar transport protein 43 homolog. The record is from RefSeq and is a predicted model, not a curated record. The transcript has 5 exons. Gene Ontology annotation, cellular component: cilium; intraciliary transport particle A. Bases 19 to 390 code for a protein of 123 amino acids. NCBI's taxonomy places the organism in Eukaryota, Metazoa, Arthropoda, Merostomata, Xiphosura, Limulidae. Gene Ontology annotation, biological process: intraciliary retrograde transport.
UUUUUUUUUUGCAGAGAAAUGGCAAAGUCACCUAAACAAGAAACAGUUUUAGACAAAGAAGAUUCAGAUUCAGAGUUACCCACAAUUCCUGAUCUUGAUGAUGUUAGAGAAGAAGAUUUUACUUCAGAAGUUGCUCAGGCACCAAGUGUUGCAGUGAACAGAAUGGUGACAUACCAGGAGUUGGAUAAUGAUUUGUUAAAACAUGCAGCAUUUACAACUUUGGAUGGUGUUGAUCUUCACAUUCUGACAAGAUGUCUUGCACCUGAAAAUGAGAUCAAAGAAGAAGACUUGCCAUGGACAUGGAACAUACUCUUCACAGAUGUUGCCUCGGAUUUAAAUGCCAAAUGGGAAAACUCAGUGGAUCCAGAUUUGGACAGAUUUAUUAAUUAAAGAAAUAGUGAUAAAAUGAUUUAUUAAGGUAUAUAUUUAAUGCAUUGCAACCACCUUUCUCUUUAAAAAUACAACAUCUGGGAAUUGUAAUAUAUGUGUGUAUUUACAUUUGGUGGAUGUAUACCUUAGAAUGGUCUGUUUGGAAAAAGUUUAGCCUUAUUUUUUCUUUUCUCUCGUAAAAUCUUUAAAAAAGUUGUAAAUUUGUUGAAAUUAUUCUACUUAAUAAGAAGUAGAAAAGUAUUUACUCAUACACAUUAUAAGAUGUAACAAUAUAUAUAAAAAAAAAUUAAUAUACUCAAAAACCGGAUUAUGGAUAUUGAAAAACUGAAAGUUAGAUACAACAGUUUAUUGGAAAUAUAGAAUUAAAACAAUCACAACUCAAGUCCUCUUUUUCCAGAAGUUAAAAGGAUAUUUUUCUUCUCAUAAUCACAACUCCUACUUACACAUUGUCUCACUUGGCUAUGUAACUAUUUUUUAUAGAAGUGAAAGGUUUUCUUCUGUCUUAUUUUUGACUUGUAGAAUUUAUAUAAAAUAUAACUUAUUCAAUGCUAUAUUUACUGCAGGGUCAAAAUGCACAUCAUGAAAUUUUACUUUAUUCUAAAUUUAAUUUGAAAACCUUAAUGUAAGCUUGGUAUCAAAUUGUAGUUUGUAAUACAAAUUUUUGUAUAAGUUUUAAUUUCAAAGGGAAAGCUUGAAUAAAUACACAGUCUUAACUUGUCUGUGUCACAUGAUGCUCUUGUGCUGUGAAUUGACCAUUUAAAUUUUCUUUUUACCUUUUAUGGGUUUCAGAGUAUCCACUAACUACAAACUCGUACUAUAGAUAUUGACAAGCCAGAAUAUAAAUUUCGAACCUCCAAUCAUUUUCUUCGACUAAAAUACAAACUCACAAGACAUGCCUCUUCUAUACCAUUCUGUCAAACUCACAUGAUAUGCCCCUUCUAUACCAUUCUGUCAAACUCGCAUGACAUGCUCUUCUAUACCAUUCUGUCAUGCCACCAGUUUUCUCUAAAAGUGCUAUUAAGUUGCUUAUAACCAAUAAAAAGAGCACAUUUUCUUUACAAAGUUCCUUAUAUUAGUUAUCUUGUUUUGCUGCCUGUAAGUAGAUAUUUUCGCUCAGUUUCAUUGCAUCCAAUUGUAGUGUUCAGUUUCAAGCAGCUAACAGAACUUGUUGAACCUAUUUAUAGCUUAGUUAGAAAGCCAGCUAAAUUAUAGUAGUUUUGAGACAUUCAACUGUACUUCACUGAUACUUUUUAUGUUCUAAAAUAUAUAUUUAAAAUAAACAUGAAUUACUUUUGUGGACAAACAAACAUUGUCACAAAAAAGUAGGUUUACAGCACCUCAUUUUCAAUUUUUGUUUUUUAUGUAUAAUAUUUAUUUAUUGUUAUACAAAUAAUUAAAAUGUAAAAAUUAGGAUCUUUUUAGGUUUCAUAAGAACACAUAAGAGGUAAAAAUAUAUAUAUUCUCUUGAUACUUCAGAUCCUACAUUGAGGCAACCAUGCACACACAUAGUUUACACAAAGCUGUCCUCCUGUAAGAAAUAAUAUACUCUGAGAAAGUCUAAGUACAGUCUAAUAAAACUAAAUGAAACCAGAUGCGAAUCAUUAGUAAGAAUACUUCAAUUAAUAAUUCAGAUUUUCUCUUUGUGCAACAGACUUUUCAUGUUUACUAAAAACUUACCAAAUUUUUUAAAAAUACACUUAGUUAAUUCAGAAUUAUAGUAAGCAGUAGUUCUCCAAUACAGCCUGGGUCCAAUGGACCAACUAAGUCAAGAGGUGUUUUAUUGAUAUCCCCUUAUUCUGUCAUUUUCACAAUGGAAAUUCUUAAGUUGCACAAAACAAUAUAAACAUACUAUGUUUUUAGUUUGGAGUAAAUAAAUUCAUAUAAUUUGAUUUAGUAUUUCUAGCAUUGUUUAUGAUGUGAAAUUUCAAAAUUUUUAUUGUGAAACUAUUUUAGAAAAAAUCACUAAAAACACUUCCCUUUGUCUACAAUUUCAGUUUUUAUAUUGUUGAUCAGAAGGUUCCAUUUUGCAUAUCCAACCAAAAAAACGUUUCUUUUGAAAAAUUAUUAUUCUGUUUGUAGUAGCCAGCACUUUUGGCAAUAAAUAAUAAAUAACACGUUGCAAAAUGAUAGAUUCAUUGGUGACCCAGGAUGUCACCUUUCAAAAUAGUGUUACAGUUACCUUUAUUUGGCUAGGUAUGGUGAUUUUUGCUAACAAUAUUCUUAUUGAGACCAAUUUUGUGUGUAAUAAAUAUAGUUUCUUUUCAA